AUUUUGUAUUAUCCGCACCUCCAUACGUGCCUAUUGAAUCUGAACCCUGUUUGUUGAGUGACGCCUACUGUGGAUACUUCCAAUAUGAUGGUUGGACUGCUGCUUUAUGUGUCUGGAGUGCUUUACAACUUCCUUGGUUGAUAACUUUAUUAUGUUUUCAAACUUACCAAAUUUCUUCGGCAAAAACUACAAAUGAAAUAAUGAAUCUUCAUCGUUAUUCAUAUUUUACUUCCAAAUCUCCUAAUGCAACAAGUAAUGAUAGUGGUAAUGUGAAUGAAAUUAUUAAAAGGGUAGAUACCUCUCAUCAACAAGAAUGUGGUGGAAAAUGUAAAAGUGGUCACAAACAUAAUCAUUUUUCAAAAAUUUGUAAGGUAUUUGAAGGUCAUGAUGAUAUUUUAAACCCAUUUGAUUUUGGUUGUUGGAAUAAUUGUAUAAAUUUUUGGUCGGAAGGGAAAAGUGGAAUGUUACAAAAUGUGGAUUGGUAUGAAAUUUUUGAUACAUCUUUUAUUGAAUCGCGUGAUGAUAUGAAAUCAAAUGGUUAUACUGUUUUAAAAAGAGAUGAGGAAAUC
This is a messenger RNA of Racocetra persica, 569 nucleotides long. The record is from the annotation of a GenBank genome assembly. Lineage: Eukaryota; Fungi; Glomeromycota; Glomeromycetes; Diversisporales; Gigasporaceae.